GGCGCAGCGACAGAGGGCGGGAGGGAGUCGCUGGCCCCUCCGCCCUGGCCCCGUCCCCCGGGCUUUCGGGAAACCCCAGGGCUGGGGUCCAAAAUCCUCGGAUUCCAGUACGGAGCCCGAGCCCGUGCCAGGGCUGGCUCCGAGGGGCUCGCGCUCUCCAGCAGCUCCGCUGCGGCAAGUGCGUCGUGGCCUGGACUCUGACGCCCGGCAUCUGGGUUCUCCCGGGGCAGAGGGGCAGGAGGACGCUGCCCGUUCUGCGUGUGGGCCCCCGCCCAGCUCUCCGGAGAACAGUGGCUCUCCUGCCCCGCGCCAUUGCUCUGAGACGGCUGCCAAACAAGACAAAACCCCGGGGACUGCCUCUCCUUCCUGGCCAGGCUCGCGGGAUUUCCGCCAAGGGCUGCCUGGACAGUCCAGCCACUCCCUUCUCCAACUACCGCUCAUCACUGGGUCGUGGACGCUGUGACAGCACACUGAACAGACCCCCGACUCCCGGGUCACUCUGUUAUGUGAAUGACGGCCUGCCACGUGCAUCGCAGUUGGGUGGCUCCGAACACACGUGUACACCUGUGCGGCCCCACGCUCCAGGGAACGGGCCGGUCCCAUGUCACGGGCCAGCCGGGCCGGCUGCGAUGAGGGGAGGGGGCUGGUCACCACCCGCUCGCGAGCAGGCAGCCGUGUCUCAGAAGCUCCCCGUGCUCUGGUACUCACAGGUGCGCGUCCAUCCCUCUCCCAGAGCCACUCCCCCGAGUCCCUGCAAUACCCACCCUGCUUCUCACCUGCCCGCACUCCAGGCCCCGACUCAGCCCGCGGCCAGGUGGCUCUCCUCAGAGCUCUGCCGGCCCGCUGCAGGCCCGCUCACAGACGGGAGGCGCAGAGAGGUGCGGGGUGGUCUGGCGUCACGUGGCACUGAGCCGGGCCACACGGCACGCCCUCAGCGGGCAUCCGCCGGCCCGCAGCAGGCUGUGCCGCGUCCGACCACACAGCAGGCUCCUCGCACCAGCAGAACCAGCGAGAGGGGCCAGGGCCUGGACAGGGGCAGGUGGGCAGGUAGUGUGCAGGCCUCCGAGGGGAUGGGCCAGGGCCAUGCGGUGACCCUGGGGCCCACCAGGCUUCCCUCUAGACAGCCCUGCAGCUGGCACUGGGAGCCCCUGGCAGAGGACAGGGUGGGCCGGAGUGGCCACUCACUCCACGGAGACCCAGCCCGAAGACACCCACCAGCAGCGGACUGCCCAGGGCAGAAGGCACCCAGUCACGAUGCCAUGGUGGUCACGGACACGGAGGCUCGGGAAUCAGUCUGCAGAGGCGGAGUGCAGAAACGCGCCAAGGAGAUGGUGAGGUCAGCCCGGCGAGGGCCGGCAGGGCUGCAGCCAUCUUGAACGCCAGGCAGGCUUCUAGGAGAACCACUGGCCGCGGGCCGAGUCGGGGCCUGGAGGG
Tupaia belangeri chinensis (Chinese tree shrew) is the source of this 1434-nucleotide messenger RNA. RefSeq lists its product as uncharacterized. The transcript has 4 exons. Lineage: Eukaryota; Metazoa; Chordata; Mammalia; Scandentia; Tupaiidae. The record is from RefSeq and is a predicted model, not a curated record. The coding region runs from base 630 to 1376 and encodes 248 amino acids.